UCCUCCCAGGCUCCCCGAGCUGCCCUCGGCACUGGGUGCCCCUUGGCUGUCACUCAGCCAAGCCCUGGCGGCGGCUGCUACCGCCCUGCCCCGCAUCCAGAGCCACCCCGAGCGGCUGCGGAGCCCCUGACGGCAGGCGCCCCGCGGGGCUGCAGGACGCGCUCGGAUCAUGCCGGCCGCCCUGCGCGGGCGAGGGGGCGGCUCCUACGAGCUCCUCCCUCCGCUCAGCCAGAAGAAAUGCAGUCCUGAAGAAAAUGCUUCCUUCUUCAGUAAGAUAACAUAUUCCUGGUAUAGCAGAAUAAUAACUUUAGGCUACAAGAAACCAUUGGAAAGAGAGGACCUGUUUGAACUGAAUGAAAGUGACUCUCCAUAUGCUGUAUGUCCCAACUUUGAAAAGCAUUGGAGGAAGGAACUCUUAAAGGCAACAAAAGGAUUAAAGGCUCCUUGUGACAAAGGGGUGAUAUCAGAGAAAGCAAGUUUCCAGAAACCAUCUCUGCUUUACCCUCUGUGGCAAACGUUUAGAUUUUUAUUGAUUAAAGUUGCCAUUCUGAAAGUUGCAGCUGAUAUUCUGGCCUUCAUGAGUCCACAGAUAAUGAAGGAAAUGAUAACUUUGUAUGAAAAUCACUCUGAUUUACGCUGGAAGGGAUACAGCUAUGCCAUUGCUCUUCUUGUCGUGGUUGUCUUGCAGACACUUGUCCAUCAGUUAUACCAGCGUUUCAAUAUGCUCACCUCUGUCAAAAUUAAGACUGCUGCUGUUGGCCUGAUAUACAGAAAGGCUUUAAGCAUAGCUAAUUCUUCACGGAGAAAAUAUACAACUGGUGACAUUGUUAACUUGAUGUCAGCAGAUGCUCAACAACUUAUGGAACUGACUGUAAACCUCAACCUUCUAUGGUCAGCACCUUUUCAGAUCCUGAUGGCUAUAGUCUUUCUCUGGCAAGAACUGGGCCCAUCAGUGCUAGCAGGUGUUGCAGUGCUCGUCUUGGUUAUACCUAUAAAUGCUUUUGUUGCUGCAAAAGUGAAACGGCUGAGGAAAAGCCAAAUGAAGAAUACAGAUCAGCGAGUGAAACUACUAAAUGAAAUCUUGCAUGGAAUAAAGAUUCUUAAACUUUAUGCAUGGGAACCUUCAUAUCAGAAGAAGGUUGUGGAAAUACGAGAACAUGAAAUAGAUGUUCUGAAGUCAUCUGGGUACCUGACAACUUUCUCCAUGCUAACUUUAACCUGUAUCCCUUUUAUGGUCUCAUUGGCUACGUUUGGAGUGUAUUUUCUGCUGGAUCAAGAGAAUGUCCUAACUGCAACUAAAGUUUUUACAUCUAUUUCUUUGUUUAAUAUUUUGCGACUGCCUUUGUUUGAUUUGCCAACAGUGAUCUCUGCCGUAGCCCAGACAAAGGUUUCUCUGGGUCGUUUAGAGGAUUUUCUGUAUUCUGAAGACCUUGACCCUCAAGACAUCAACACAAACUACAGUGGAAAUCAUGCUGUGGGAUUUAUUGGUGCUUCUUUCCGAUGGGAGAAGACUGGACCUUCAAUCUUAAAUAAUUUGAACAUGAAGAUCCCAGAAGGCUCUUUAGUUGCUGUGGUGGGGCAGGUUGGAUCUGGAAAGUCAUCUCUCCUUUCUGCUAUUCUUGGAGAAAUGAACAAGUUUGAAGGAACAGUCCAGAGAAAAGGUUCAGUGGCUUAUGUUUCCCAGCAGGCCUGGAUGCAGAAUUCCAUUUUGCAAGAAAAUAUUCUCUUUGGCUCAGAUCUGAACAGGCCAUAUUAUGAGAGGGUUUUGGAAGCCUGCGCUCUACUACCAGAUUUGGAGCAGUUACCAAAUAGGGAUCAAACGGAGAUUGGAGAAAGGGGAGUGAAUAUAAGUGUGGGACAGAAGCAGAGAGUGAGUCUAGCUAGAGCUGUUUACAGCAAUGCUGACCUAUAUCUUCUGGAUGACCCCUUGUCUGCUGUAGAUGUACAUGUUGGAAAGCAUCUUUUUGAGAAGCUGAUUGGGCCCUCAGGGCUCUUAAAAAACAAGACGCGUAUUUUAGUGACCCAUAACCUGACACUCCUGCCUCAGACGGACGUUAUAAUUGUAAUGGAAGAUGGCAGGAUAGCGCACAUGGGGACCUACCAAGAGCUGCUCUCAGAAAGAGCUAACUUUGCUGAGCUCCUUCAAGUCUUCAGUGCAGAAAAUAAAAGUGAAGAAACACCUCAAAUGAAAAUGUCUUCUUUAAAGAAAGAGAGUCAAAAAGGCAAUACUCUGCCUCAAAAAGAGCUCCAGGGGCAGAAAAACAGUUCUUCCUUUGAACAAACCAAAGCAUUCUCAAUGAAGAAAGAAAAUGUUGCUACUGGCAGUAUGUCAAUGUCAGUUAUUUUGAAAUACCUGCAAGCGUUUGGAUGGCUAUGGGUGUGGCUAACCCUAGCAGCUUACUUGGGACAAAAUGCAGUAGCCGUAGGACAAAAUCUGUGGCUUAGCACCUGGUCAGCAGAAGAAGAAAAAAAUAAGGAUCACACAGAGUGGAAACACUUAAGAAACAACAAACUGGGUAUCUAUGGGCUUUUGGGAUUCAUACAAGGUCUUCUGGUCUGCUAUGGUGCAUAUGUGCUUACUCGGGGAUCCCUCUGUGCUUCUCGGACAUUGCAUAAUCACAUGUUAGCCAACGUGCUGCACCUUCCCCUCCAGUAUUUUGAAACUAAUCCAGUAGGUCAGAUCAUCAAUAGAUUCACAAAGGACAUGUUUAUCAUUGAUCUACGCUUCCAUUACUAUUUACGGACCUGGUUAAACUGUACACUAGAUGUUAUUGGAACCAUUCUAGUAAUCUUGUCUGCUUCACCUCUCUUCAUACUGGUAGUUAUUCCCCUUGGAUACCUGUAUUUUAUUAUCCAACGAUACUACAUAGCUAGUUCACGACAAAUCCGACGAUUAGCUGGGGCAUCACAUUCUCCUGUGAUCUCCCACUUCAGUGAAACUCUCUUAGGACUUUCUACAAUCCGAGCAUUUGGACACCAAGAAAGAUUCAUUAGACAAAACAAAGAUGUGGUGAAUGAGAACUUGGUUUGCUUUUACAACAAUGUUAUCUCAAACAGGUGGUUGGCUGUCAGGCUUGAGUUUUUAGGAAACCUGAUGGUUUUCUUUGCUGCCUUGUUUGCAGUGCUGGCUGGAAAUACAAUUAAUUCCUCUACAGUGGGUUUAUCCAUAUCAUAUGCACUGAAUAUAACUCAAAGUCUGAAUUUUUGGGUGCGUAAAGCAUGUGAAAUUGAAACUAAUGGAGUUUCCAUUGAAAGAGUUUGUGAAUAUGAAAAAAUGGACAAAGAGGCCCCCUGGAUAAUGUCUAAAAGGCCCCCGAUGGGAUGGCCCAGUAAAGGGAUAAUAGAGUUCAUUAAUUACCAAGCUCGGUAUAGAACAGGUCUUGAUUUGGCCCUACAGGAUGUCUCCUUCCAAACGCACAGUAAAGAGAAGGUUGGAAUUGUAGGAAGAACAGGAGCUGGUAAAUCAACACUGACAAAUUGCUUGUUUAGAAUUAUAGAGCGAGACGGAGGCAAAAUAAUUAUAGAUGGAAUUGAUAUAUCAACUAUUGGACUACAUGAUCUACGUGGCAAUCUUAACAUUAUUCCACAGGACCCCGUCUUGUUCUCUGGGACCCUUCAAUCUAACUUGGAUCCCUUUGGAAAAUAUUCUGAUCAUGAGCUGUGGGAGGCAGUGGAGUUGUGUGACUUAAAGAAUUUUGUCCAGUCACUCCCAAAGAAACUCCUUCAUGAGAUUUCAGAAGGUGGUGAAAAUCUCAGUGUUGGGCAGAGGCAGCUUGUCUGUCUUGCCCGGGCUUUGCUACGGAAGACAAAAAUUCUGAUCUUAGAUGAGGCAACAGCCUCUGUUGACAUGGAAACCGAUAACCUAGUGCAGUCCACCAUCCGGAGGGAGUUUCACAACUGCACAGUAUUAACUGUAGCCCACAGGUUGCAUACUAUCAUGGAUUCUGAAAGAGUGCUUGUUCUGGGCUCUGGAAGAAUUAUAGAAUUUGAUACCCCACAUAAUUUAUUACUUCAGCAAGGAGUUUUUUCGAAAAUGGUCUCUGAGGCUGGGAUAACACAAGAUACAAAUAACUCAUGAACUUAUUUUUGUGAAGACAAGAAUGCUGGUUAUUCUGAACUCCGAAUGCAGGAAAUGCUCUAGGGAUGUGUGGUUAAUUGUAUCCUUGAAAUUAUAAAAUGAUCACACAGUUUAGGGGAAUUGUGUAGUUUUAACACUACAAACUUCUUACAUGUGGUAGGAUAAAAGCUGAUGGUUGCUACUGUUAUGAUCUGUAUUGCACACUCUUCAACCUUCUUUAAAAUAUUUUAUAUACUUUUUCACUAGAACUACAAAAUAAUAAAGCUAUGCUUUUCAUAGCAUACAGUGACUUUUGCUUUAAUAAAUGAUCUGGAGACUACAUAAAUGCUUGUGAGCCACACUACUUAACACUCCAGAACCUUCAGCACUUGUUUUGGUUGAAUCAGUUCGUAUGUUUUAAAUUAUUUAGAAAAUAAUGCUGAUUUAACCAGUAUCCUCUGUUAUAAAUAAUGAGCUAGUGAAAAUUCAUUUGAGAAUUGUCAUUUUAUGAACAUAAGGGGUUCAGUGCUGACUUUAAUCUGUACAUGAAUAUUUUUAAAAUUCUUUAGGGGUAUAUUUGGUAGAUAUUUUUAAAUGGCCUUUGAAAACACUAAAAUAAAUGACAAGUUAGACAAUUAGUACUUAUUUUUGUCCACCUAACUGAGCAUUCUCAAGUCAAAUUGUGACAGAAUUCUUAAAAGGAAAAUCCCUCUGGGAAAUAUUCAUUUUAUAUUUAAAGCACAUUUGUACAAGCUUUUCUUGUGCUAGUCGAGGCAAUAGAACCCUCUUUUCAUAUUUAAUGGGAAUGCUAACAAUGCAUAUUCUUCUGUAUAUAAAGGACUGUAAGUUAUGGUUCUAAUUUGUUGCCUUGUUUUGUGGUUAAACUGGGUGAAAAGGUAUAGGGAAGAGAAGAAAGUUUCCAUAAGAAUAUACAAUGCGUACUAAAGAAUACCCAAGAAAAAAAUGAAAUGGUGUUUUGCGCUAAUUCAGACAUUCAUGGAGCAGAUACAGUUCUGCUUUGAGAAGUCAUUUGACUUCCCCCAUAAGAACCUAUGCAUGCAUUUGAGGUAUCUGAGCUGUGGAAGCAGGGUACCUGUAUGUUCUUAUGGACCAUCUCCUACCUGCCUUAUUUUCUUGAGAGGCACACAGGUGGAGCUAGAGCACAUUGGUGUUCACCUAGUCCGACACCAAACUAGCCGCUGUCCAAAACUGUACUCUUUAAGGUCUAUAGUACCACCCGAGGAACAACUUUUACAGAGCUCCUUGAUUUUUCUCCUGAUUAGGCGUUGGGCCCCAGCCCAGCUUCAUUACUGUAGCAUAAACGCUGUAGGAGGUCAAGUAGGCACUGAACACUCUGCCUCCUGGUAAUCAAAUUGAGGCAGGCACCCUGUCACAGCAGCCAUACAAGGAAUAGCAGAGAAGAGUGAUCAGUACUUCCCAUUGGAGAUCCACCAGUAGAACAACCAUUCUGGUCAUGUUGGCAGAGUCAUCAGCUUCAUUGUUUUGGUGGUAGCUUGGGCCUCUCCCAGGAAAAAAGGGUAAGUGAAGGACCCAGGCAUUACCUGCUACUUUUAAUUUAUCUCAAAGGUACAGUAUUGUCCCUGACAAUAAUAGCCAGCUGUAUAUAAUACCGUUCCCUAAAAUAUACUAAUAUGCUAGAGCUUGCACCAAACUAUUAGGAUAGAGUAGCUAUGGUGAAGCUAAAUUAAUUUUGGCAGAGAUUAGCCUUCAUGCUGAAGCCUUUGCCUUCUGUAUGAGGUGAGCGAUUCUGCUUUUAAAAUAGAUUUUUUUUUGUGAGAUUGUCAACUGGCUAUAAUCUCAGAAUUAAGCUUCUUCAAAAGAUCUAUGUUAUGCACCAGCCUUCUGUUUUACGUAUGAACAAUCAGGCUAUUUGUGUGUAAAACAUCAUUGAUGGUGUUGACAUAAUUCAACCCAGCUGCUUCUACAAACUGUAGGCCCAAUUCACUGCUGGCGCAAGAGGGUGCACCUUCAUUCACCUGAAUUUAGUCCUGAGUUCUAUUAAGACAACUACAAGAAUCUGGCCUAUUUGGUAUUUAGAAACUUGAGUAUGACAGAAUGAAACCAGGGAGGGAAGAGGCCUUUAGUUCCUUUCUUGGUAGUGCCUUUUUAAAAAAUAAAAAUAAACAUACAAACUUCUGUUUAAACACGGGUGUUCAUAAUUGCCCACUUCUGCAGCACACACUUGCAUUUAACGUCUCAGGGAAGUUAAUAUUAACACAAGGCAAUUGUUUCUAUAGAAUUUAUCUUCCUUCUAAAGAAGCUACAUACUUAAAUGAACCAGGUGGAAAGAAUUAUUUUUAAACUCAAGUGAUGCUAGUUUGCAAGAGCAUGUUCAAAGAUGUUUGAGCAAACAAUAAGAUGGAAAAUAUUGCAGUGAGAAAUAAAUAAUGAAGUCUGGAAGUGAUGUACAAGUACCAUGCUUCUCUAAAGCUAAGGACUUAGGGACGAAGUGGAACAUUACCUAUUUUCUCAGGGUUAUUAAGAGGUGUACAGCCACUACAAGGUACAAGGUUUAUUUCCCUUGAAACUAUCAGGUCAGUGUUAACAUUCCUUAAAGACAGACUGAACAAUUUGGGAAAAAAAAAAAAGUUUGUCCUUUUUGUCUUUUGUAGCAAUAAAUCACAAGUAAGAGAUGUUGCUUAACAAGAUCCCAGGGAGCAGAGGACAGAAAAAGGUAGUCCAUUGCUGGAGGAAGGCAGUGUAGUAGAAAAACUAUCAUGUGUGAGUCUCAUAACAGUAAGAUACCCCCCACCCUAAUAUUUAUUUUAGAAAAGACCUUGACUGAGGAAGGGGAAGGAUAUGAUGCUGUAGCUGGCAUUCUCUCCUGUAGAGAGAGACCCAACCAUCAUUGAUACAAGGUAACGUCAGCUGUGCUGAAAGGGAACUGCCCUCUGUCUGGAAUGCCCUGCAAUGUGUCUCCUCUGAAGGACAUUUAAUAUUUUUGCUUUCCUUCCUCUCCCUUCUGCUGAACAAGAGCAGAGGAUUUACCAUGGGCAGGCUUCUCUCUGGUGGUCACCAAAUGCUGAUGGAGGGCUUUGACAAAGAGAAAAGCUUACCUUGAGGUUAAGGGACUGGAGUUAGAAGUUAUAUGUUUUAGUGCUUGCUCUACCAAACUUUUCAUUAGUAAGUCUGAGAAACUCAGUUUCUCUCUGUGUCGUCAUUUCCCCAUCUGUGAGAUGAGAAUACUCUGUCUUACAAGAUGAGUGACUACAUUCAUGUAUCUGAGAAAUGCUCAUAUGCUGCUAAUAAGGACCACAGAAGAGCCAAACACAUCAGAUUCUCCUAGUUUGGGACAUCAGUUACAUUUAUGAAAAGGGGUUAAUGAGACUAACUUAAGAGUGAUAACUGUCUCAUUAUGUCAGUUUUCAGAGUAGCAGCCGUGUUAGUCUGUAUCCACAAAAAGAAAAGGAGGACUUGUGGCACCUUAG
Molecule: messenger RNA, 7506 nt
Organism: Caretta caretta (loggerhead turtle)
Lineage: Eukaryota; Metazoa; Chordata; Testudines; Cheloniidae
Product: multidrug resistance-associated protein 1
Biological process (GO): transmembrane transport
Cellular component (GO): membrane
Molecular function (GO): ABC-type transporter activity; ATP hydrolysis activity; ATP binding
Source: RefSeq, a predicted model, not a curated record